AUGAUGCUUUCCGGGUGCACGCACUCUUCUCUCCCAAGAGUUCAGAUCGCCGGACCUCUGGACGCAGGCGCCAGUCCCUUGCUGGGCACAGAAGAUGUCGUGUGCGACAUGGGAAGGAACUGGUGGAGGGGCCGCCUGGAUCUUCAGGAGGAGGAGCAGGCUGGUUGUCAGCAGACAGCUGUCCGGUGUCCUAUCUCUCGUGAUGUUGGUGCCCAGCUAACGUGGCUUCAAGCAACCCUAAUUAUCCCCAGUCUCAGUCUAGCCCCCAGGAGCACAGUUUGGCUGUGGAGUGAAUCCCAACUUCAUUGUGAUCCCCCGUGA
Rangifer tarandus platyrhynchus (Svalbard reindeer) is the source of this 321-nucleotide messenger RNA. Lineage: Eukaryota; Metazoa; Chordata; Mammalia; Artiodactyla; Cervidae. The record is from the annotation of a GenBank genome assembly.